AUGGAGAUGCUCAACUACCCCAACCUCCAACUGUGUCGCUUUGUCCUGACUGUAGACGACGAAGACGGCUCGCUCUGGUUUGUCUUCCUCGACGGGCCUGCUCGUCUGCCCUACGACCCUCAUCAGCCAUCCAUGCUUCGAACUUACAGCGACAUCAAGUUCAAGGGUAAGAGUGAUAGUCUUGAGGAUGCCUACAAGGAUCUACUCGAGUGGACUGCUGAGAUGCUGCACCGCGACUACCGCGACGGCAAGAAGAUUCAACGCUUUCUGUCUCGCAAAAGAACGUUACUCGGAAGUACUCUCUCUUAUUGGUUCUCAUCUGCAGAUUGUUUCACGUCUUGUGUCUCAAAACAUCCUUGUUGA
Messenger RNA from Aureobasidium vineae, 363 nucleotides. The record is from the annotation of a GenBank genome assembly. Lineage: Eukaryota; Fungi; Ascomycota; Dothideomycetes; Dothideales; Saccotheciaceae.